Molecule: messenger RNA, 3192 nt
Organism: Clavispora lusitaniae ATCC 42720
Lineage: Eukaryota; Fungi; Ascomycota; Pichiomycetes; Serinales; Metschnikowiaceae
Biological process (GO): proteasome-mediated ubiquitin-dependent protein catabolic process; DNA repair
Cellular component (GO): site of double-strand break; nucleus
Molecular function (GO): nucleic acid binding; protein binding
Source: RefSeq, a predicted model, not a curated record
AUGGAUCCGAACCCCUUGGCGGCGCUCUUCUUUGCCAAAGAAAACCCGCCUCCGCCAAACACAUAUCUCAAGAAGACUUUGGUGCCGUCUCCCAUUAUCCAGAACAUUUGGCCUGACUUCAAAGUUUUCACCAAGAAGCCACUUGCGGGGUUGGUUAGUACAUCCAUCAACGAUGAAAACGAUCAGACUUUGCAUGCUCCCACCCAGGAUUCGUACUUUGGCGACGACUUGAUGGAGGAUGAUGACAUCUUGUGGAAUCUAGAGGGCCAACAGCAGAAAGAGGAAUCAUAUGACAAUACGCCGAGUCGCGAGGUUACGGUGACGGUAUUGGUCAAAUCCGCCUCGGUUUCCAUCAAUGGCAUUGACUAUGCGCUUAAUUCUACCGUGAGAGCAUCCACGCGGAUCUCCGGAGGCCCGGGCGCAGAGGACUCGCUCCUUCUCUCGUUGAAAUCUGGCUUUUUGCUUCUCAUUCGAAUUUGGAGAGUUCCCCGGCGCCUCAACGACCGCAAGAAGCUUCUGGAAAGCCAAAGCACCACUUCGCAUGUUUUCCGCCCCUUCUGUGUCCAGUGGUGGGAUGCCUCUGAAAGCAACGGCCUCGAAGCUUCGGGCAAAGAGUUGCAUUCUCAUGCUUCGGGAAUGGCAGUGGUAUCUACAUCUGCAUCGUCUGUUUUCCGAAUCCACAUGUGCCAGCCCACAGAAACUGGAAUACAACUAUCCCCGCACUUCAAUGUUCCUGUUGACGGGGUGAUUCUUCAUUCUUGCUUUGCCCAGCCCUUGGAUAAGUCUGCGGGAGAUAACCACCUCAUGUUUCUUACGCUUACAUUUUCCGAGCAGCGCCGGCUAGAGCUCAGCUUGUACAACUGGUAUGUGUCAGAUUCAAUCAAUAACAAUUUGGCGAAAUGCACGUUGCCUUUGAACAGUACGUUCCCUGUUCCGGUAAUGAUAGCCCCUUUGGCCAAGAACGGCAGUUUCUUGUUUGUUGGCACAGACCAGUUGACGAUCAUUACUGCUCAUAACAUCACGUCGGCCGACUACUCUUUUUUAAAAUUCGCAUACGACGGUUCUUUUCCCACUGCGUUUUACAUUCCUGACUCACCCAUUUUAUCUUUCGAGGAUGCUUCGACGGACGAAGUUCUCUUAGCUUCGGAUUCGGGGGUCAUAUACUCGAUAAUUGUGGAAAAUGGGACCUCGCUAAUAAUCCAGCCCAUCGCUCGUAUCGGUGAUCCCAUAUCUGUCUUUACGUUUCGAAGGAUUACGGGGAAAGGCUUUCUUUUAAAUUUCGCUAGCGACACAGCCGGGGCAAAAGAACUACUUAUAUCCAGUCUUUUUACGAAAGAUUAUUUAUCAUCGUUGGGGCCGGGUCAAAAAAUCGGUUACAGCGAUGCUGAACUAAAGCAUGACUAUAGAAAUUGGGCCCCUAUCGUCGACGUGCGAGUUAUCGAUAGCUACAAGUCUAGGAAUAUCGAACCCUAUUGCUCGCAGGAACUAUGGGCGCUUACUGGAGUCGGAAAAAGAACGAAGUUGACUCAGCUCCGUUCAGGGUAUAGGGCGAAGAAAGAAACUAGCACUUACGAGUUUUUACGUAAGUGCGCUGACUUGUUUCUUUUGACAAUUUCUGAAAGCCAGUUCUUUGUUUGCUCGAUGCCAUUUCAAACAAAAGUGCUUCAGUACCAGGAAACUUGUCUUGACACCGAGCCCGAAGAAAAUGCUUCAAAAGGCUCUGAUGAUGAUGUUUUGGUUGAUAUUGAAGAUCCAAUGCUUUAUUUGAAUGACAUCACCCUAUGUAUAUCUACAAUUCCGAAUACUGAUACGGCUGUUCAAUUUACACCUUCUACGGUGACAUUUUCCAACUUGCAGCAGAUGAAGACAGCUCAUUUACUGUACGAAAUCUUGUUUGCAUGUGUGGUGGAAUGCCUUGCUUUCCUUAUUAUAGAGAAACCCAAUAAUUGUCUUGAGUUUCAAGUGGUUAAACUAUCUCAGUAUGAAGAUUUCGAAAGCGAUGCUUGUUUGCUUGAUUCGCAGUCAUACAUGUCUGUUUCUCAUCCUUUGAAUGAACAAGUGAGUGCAAUGAAAGUAUUUGCAACUUCUUCGGGAAAAUUUAAAGUGUUUAUAACGACCUUCAGCAGCCAUCUAAUUGUGGCCGAGAUGAGUCCGCAAAAUUGGGACUCUCCUCUCUCAUUAAAAUCACGCUACGACCUCAGCGAAGUUAAGCAUACUAAAGAUGAAAGAAAAUCCACUCCUGUGGUGGGCCAUGAUAUCGUCUAUUCAGAAUUCCAUGGCCUUGUAUUCGUGGGAUGCUUUCUGGGGGAAUUCAUUCAACUUCAACUUGAUGAAGGCUCUGAUACACUUGCACUCAAACCUUCCAAAUGCUAUGACUUAGGAACAACACCCGUGCGGCUUGAGUUAUGUGGACUGGAUCCCAACUUUCUAUUUGUUCAUCUGAGAAACAUUUGGAUGUUCAACUUCUACGUGUCUGACAAUCCUGUUCAAGUGUUGUUUGAAGAGAGGACCGAACGAGCUGUUUUCAAAAUGACUGCGCUUGCAACGAAAGAAGACCAGUUUCUUCGGUUUGCAUUUGUGAGAGAAGAUGGGUUAACCAUCGCAUCUGUGUUCACCCACCAAGAACCAGUUACCAAACAAAUCAGUAUCGGCGAUAGUGCUAAAAAGUUAGUCUUCCUCGAUAACCUUGCCCUCUUUGCAUUAUUGUGCCACUCCAAAGAUGCGACGUCCCGGGUUAAAUUUGCAGAUCGUAAAACAAACCGAAUUCUUCCAGUUAUUGAGAUCGAGUCCCGUCUGGGGCAGCAAAGGAAAGAGCCUAUUUUUCAGCAGAACGAAAUUCCCAUGUGCGCUUUCGUAUGGCAGAUUCAAAGACAAGACCGAGUGUCGAAAAAACUUAUUGUUGGGUCUCUGAUAAAUGACCAAGCUGGAUCAUUGAAGGUUUUGGAUGUGGCGAAAGUCUCUGCUGACACCACUGUGAUCAAAUUGGUGGAACUCAUUAGCAUUCCACGGGAUGAGCCUGUCACUUGCAUUGAACAAGUUGAAUCGACAAUAUUGUUCUCCUGUGGGUGCAAAAUAUACUCGACUUCUUACAGUCUCGAAGAUAGGAAACUUCGGGCCCGUGACGAAACUAGCUACCCUUUCGAGCCCGAUUGUGUCCAUUCUGGUGAACGAGGAGAAUUCUAUUUUGGUUAG